Molecule: messenger RNA, 3055 nt
Organism: Megalobrama amblycephala (Wuchang bream)
Lineage: Eukaryota; Metazoa; Chordata; Actinopteri; Cypriniformes; Xenocyprididae
Gene: chrna9a
Product: cholinergic receptor, nicotinic, alpha 9a
Exons: 5
Coding region: 231-1949 (572 amino acids)
Biological process (GO): monoatomic ion transmembrane transport; regulation of membrane potential; chemical synaptic transmission
Cellular component (GO): postsynaptic membrane; synapse; neuron projection
Molecular function (GO): acetylcholine-gated monoatomic cation-selective channel activity; transmembrane signaling receptor activity
Source: RefSeq, a predicted model, not a curated record
CGUAAAGAUUACCAAAAUGCCAAUAUUUAUAAUACAUGUCUAAAACAAAAUGUUUUAACAUUUUCUGUACUCUUUAUUGGUGCCUUUAAAAAUCACCAAUAAUCAUAGUUUACACAAAAUUACUAAAGUUACCUGGGAUAAUUUAGGAAAAAAAUUUUCAAUUUCAACAUAUAUAUUAUUUUUUAUGCUGUAUGUCUCGAUUUUAUUGUGCAAAAACAACUAAAUAAAACAUGUUCUCCUCUCUAGUUGUUUUCUCUGCUCAGGGUCGUUUCGCUCAAAAAUUGCUGAAAGACUUAAUGGAGAACUAUUCUAAUGCUUUACGGCCUGUGGAGGACACAGACAAAGCUCUUAACGUUACUCUACAGAUCACACUCUCUCAGAUCAAAGAUAUGGAUGAAAGGAACCAGGUGUUGACCACAUACCUGUGGGUGCGUCAGAUUUGGCAUGAUGCUUACCUGCGCUGGGAUAAAGAUGAGUAUGAUGGACUUGAGGUCAUUCGAAUACCCAGCGAUCUUGUUUGGAGACCAGACAUCGUUCUGUAUAACAAUGCGGAUGAAGAGGACUCCUCGGGACCCCCAGGCACUAAUGUGGUCUUGAGGUAUAAUGGUGAGAUCACUUGGGACUCCCCUGCUAUCACUAAGAGUUCCUGUAAGGUGGAUGUCUCUUAUUUCCCCUUUGAUAGUCAAGAGUGCAACCUUACCUUUGGCUCCUGGACCUAUAAUGGCAAUCAGGUGGACAUUACUAUGGGCAUGGAGAGUGGUGACCUUUCAGACUUUGUGGAAAACGUGGAAUGGGAGUGUCAUGGCAUGCCAGCCGUUAAGAACGUCAUUAUGUAUGGCUGCUGCUCGGACCCUUACCCUGACAUAACGUACACAGUCCUUCUCAAACGGCGAUCUUCCUUCUACAUCUUCAACUUGCUUCUGCCGUGUUUCCUCAUCUCUUUCCUGGCUCCGCUGGGCUUCUACCUGCCUGCUGAUUCUGGGGAGAAGGUCUCACUGGGGGUGACGGUGCUGCUGGCUCUGACUGUAUUUCAGCUGAUGGUGGCAGAGAGUAUGCCACCUUCGGAAAGUGUUCCACUAAUUGGAAAAUAUUACAUUGCGACAAUGACCAUGAUAACAGCCUCUACAUCAUUGACUAUCUUCAUCAUGAACAUACACUUUUGUGGAGCGGAAGCAAAACCUGUGCCUCACUGGGCCAAAGUCCUGAUAAUAGACUACAUGUCAAAGAUCUUUUUUGUGUAUGAGGUAGGGGAGAAUUGCACCACACCAGAAAGCGACCGAGGCCCAUUGUUCUCUGAAGACCCGCUGGCUAGCCUGGAGAGAGAUGGGUAUUUUGAUAAAGGGUUUUAUGGAGACUGUCAGCAUGAUGACAGAACCCACAGUCAGUUUAAUGGGUAUAAUCACAGAGACCACCGGCAUGGGAAUGGGUACCAUCACAACAACAGUGACUAUCGGCAACAUAGGAACCAGCAUCAAAGGAGGACCCGCUCAUCUUCAAAUUCCCCUGUCCGACAGAGUGCCCAUCAUCCAAAAUACACACACUACAUUGGUCGGGAUGGAAGCGAUAAGCUCCCACUGACAAGCCAGGAAAAACUAAAUGAUAGCGAACUCUCCAUUCCAGAAAAACUUAAUGGAUUCACUUACGAUCAUGGCAAUGGCUAUCUCAAUGGAGUUGGCUAUCUCCAUGAUAAUGGCUACAGCAAAACCUUUGGAGUAGACAGAUACAAUAAGACCCCCACUGGCACAGGAUAUGUAUGUGUCUGUGGCCAACAUCAGAAAGUGGUGCGAAACAUUGACUACAUAGCUAACUGUUUCAGAGAGCAGAGGGCACACCAGGCAAAAGGGGCCGAGUGGAAGAAGGUUGCCAAGGUGAUGGACAGGUUCUUCAUGUGGGUGUUUUUCAUCAUGGUAUUCCUCAUGAGUAUCCUUGUCAUGGCCAAGGCAACCUAGAGCAGUUUACAUAUUAAAGAAACAAUCAAUUGAUUAUAUAAUGGGUAACUGUAUGUGUCAAAAAAAACCCAAAAAAACAUUUAGUUACUGAUUAUACAUUUUUUUUUAAACAAUAAUUCCUAUAAUCCUGUAUUUGUCUGUAAAUAGGCUCAUGUUCUACAUUCAACUUAAUAUGUGGAUUGCAGUUACAGCACGAGUGUUUACUUUGUUUACUUUAUUCUUUCCAGCCAAGAAGAUUCUCUGGUUGUAACAGUUAAAGAAAUGGCAUUAAUAUUUCAGGUGUAGACGUGUUCCCACAUGUGUAUGUAGGGUAACACAAUCUUUGUCUGGCAUGGACACACAUUAAUAAUGCACAAUUAACCGUGCACAUGCGUAUGGACAGACAUCCACACUAUUGCACAUUAAAAAUGCAGAAAUAGAUCAGUCUAGAAUGCACACACAGUGCAAAACAUCCUUGACCAGUGCUAACAUGUACAUUCUGCAACUUCUUUAUUUAUUCUUUACUUACUUGUGUUAACUUAUUUCUUUGAUUUGCUGUAUUUAUUUCUCUCUUUGUUCUCUGCUUACAAUAUUCUUUACAAAUUGUGCUACACAAAUAAAAACUUUAGUAAUCAUCGAAUCCUAGAAUCUUAGACUACUGUUCAAAAAAGGCAAAAGUGAAAUAAAAAGAGAGUAAGUAAAAUUAACACUCAAACCUCAAAUUGCUAUUUGGAAUGUGAUUAUAUGCAGACGUCACUCAAUUCCUGAGUAAAGGUUAAAUCAAGCCUUGCAAGAAAAAAAGAGCAACUCAAAAGGUCAAUUUACACUGUACCAACAGACGCAAUCAAUGACAACAGACACUUUGUUGGGUUUUGUCGGCUUAGCGUGUUACCUCUGUUGGAGUCCGUUAGCAUUGGUUGGCACUUGUUUUCAGUGACUGAACAUGUUCAAUUAGUGUUAGUCAGGUUGUGGAAUAUCUGAGAAGUGACGUAGUAUAAUCUGGUGACUGUCCCUCUUGGUCUGCAUCUGUCUGUGCAAUGUGAAUUGGCCUAAAUGCAGGAGAGACUUUCUUUAACCCUUAAAUGCAUACCUCGGGUCUUUAUCGAUCUGGGACAUCAUUCACUACA